Messenger RNA from Beta vulgaris subsp. vulgaris (sugar beet), 3367 nucleotides. RefSeq lists its product as hypothetical. Bases 250 to 2538 code for a protein of 762 amino acids. The transcript is spliced from 5 exons. The record is from RefSeq and is a predicted model, not a curated record. NCBI's taxonomy places the organism in Eukaryota, Viridiplantae, Streptophyta, Magnoliopsida, Caryophyllales, Amaranthaceae.
CUCCUUCUGUCUUCUUUAUUCUUCAAUUCACCGUUUUAUUCGACCUAAUUUGCUUCAAUCGUUUCAUUACCGAAUUUCUUGCUCUAUCUUUCUUUAUUUCGGAAUUUCAUUCACUCUUAUAAACCCUAAUUGCUCUUAUUGUCGUACUUUUUCUUUAAUCAACUGCAUUUCGCAAGACUUGAUUUGCUUAGACACAAUAAUAUAUCGCGGAAUGAGUAUACUGUUGUUGCACAAUUAUCUUUUGUAAGGAUGGAUGUCAAAAUAGACCCUACUCUGGAAACAAACGUGCAUGAUGGAGGCAGCCUAGAGACUGACUUGGGUUCUGCUACCAGAAAAGAUGGAGAUAGAGCAUACAGAGACCAUGCUGCUUAUGAUAAAUCACCUUUGCCACAUAAUUUGUUUGUUAAAGCUGUAGAUCAAGGAUCGAAACAUGAAUCCUCAGUGCCUGACAACCUGGAAUAUAGAACAACAAAUGAUCUUACUGAUGUGGACACAAACAUGGAGGAAGUCCAAGAAGUGCAAGAACAGGCUGUCAAUACUGAAGUAGUUGAGUCACUAGAAGAACAAGACGUUGAUCAGGAGUUAAUUUCUGAUUCAGUAAAUCCUCGGAACAAGGAAGAAGUGAAGGCCUUGGAACCUGAAAGCUUGAUGGAAGAUCACCGUGUUAGAUAUCAACUACCACCUGAAAAUGAGGUUAAGUUUGCAGUCUUUGAUUUGGUUUGGGGCAAGGUAAAGAGCCAUCCUUGGUGGCCUGGUCAAAUAUUUCAUCCUUCUGAUUCCUCAGAGAAGGCUAUGAAAUAUUACAAAAAAGAUUGCUAUUUGGUGGCAUAUUUUGGAGACCGGACAUUUGCGUGGAAUGAAGCUUCAGUACUUAAGCCGUUCAGGAAUCACUUCCCUCAGGCAGAGAGGCUAAACAAGUCAGAAGCAUUCCGAAAUGCCGUGAGUUGUGCUUUGGAAGAGCUUGCCAGAAGGGUGGAAUUGGGGCUGGCCUGUUCUUGUAUGUCUGAAGAAGCCUAUGGCAAGAUCAAAUAUCAGAUAGUUGAAAACUCUGGGAUAAGGGAAGAGUCAAGUAAGAGGGAAGGAGUAGAUAGGUCUACAGUAUUGGAUUAUUUUCAACCUGAUAAACUCAGCGAGUAUGUAAGAGCACUAGCAUUUUUUCCAACUAGUGGUGCUGAUCGGCUUGAGCUUGAAAUAGCGAAAGCUCAGCUAUUAGCUUUUAGUCAACUGAGAGGUUAUGAUGCAUUACCCGACUUCGAGUAUUAUGAGGGGUUGGUAGAAUAUGAUGCUCAUGCACUUCCUGGUUAUCAGAGGAUGUCAGGUGAGUUUGAACAUGCAGAUUCUGUGGCAAAAGUUAAUGCCAAGAAAGGCCCUCGUAAACGCAAACACAAUUUGAAAGACAUUGUGUGCCCAAGGAGAAAACAGAAAAAUAUGACAGAAUCAACGAAUGAGGCGAUGUAUUACCCUGAUGGUGAAUUUGAUUCACAUGAGGAAGAUGAUAUUACUUUGACUUCCCCUAUUGUCAGCGCUAAGCGUAAAGCUUCUGAGUUCCUUUCAGAUGAUUUCACAGCUCCGAGAAGCACAAAAAAUAUUUCUGUAGCUAAGUUUUCACAUACAGCAACCCCGAAUCCUCAGCAAUCCUUUAAAGUUGGUGAUUGUAUUCGCAGAGUUGCAAGCCAGCUGACAAGAUCGUCCAUAGAUGUCAAAGGCGGCAGCGUUAAAAGUAACAAGCAAUUAAGGGAUGGUGCUGAUGAAAUGUUAGAACCUCCUAAUGACUGUCUGACUGAUAGCGCAUCAAUAUCAUUAAAACAAUCCUCUUUGAAUGAGAUGCUUUCACAGCUUCACUUAUCUGGUCGAGAUCCAAUGAAAGGAUACAGCUUCUUGGGUGACAUUAUAAGCUUUUUCUCUGAAUAUAGAAAUUUAGCUGUCACAACUCAGCUGCAAAGGUUGCGCAAAGCACCUGGCAGAAAAAUCAAGUCUUCUGUUCCUGUUGUUGGGUCCCCUGAGACUUUUGAAUUUGAUGAUAGAAAUGACUCAUAUUGGACGGACAUGGUUGUCCAAGAUAAUGCUGUAGUUAAACAAGCUAGACCUGGUCGUAAGAAAAAGGAUGAACAUGUCGUCUCUGGUGAUCAUGAGGAGCUUCUUACUCGUAAUCCUAGGAAGUAUUCAAAGAAGCAGAACUCUCAUGGUAUUCAUGUUGCAGUUCCUGAGAUGCCUAAUGAGGUCGAGAAGAAGCUAGACCUGCCAACAGAGCUCAUGCUGAAAUUUGGUGAGGUGGGUUCUGUACCUUCAGAGAUGAAUUUGAAUAAAAUAUUCAGGCGUUUUGGGCCUCUGAAGGAAUCAGAAACAGAAGUAGAUGUGCACAGCAGUCGUGCUAGAGUGGUAUUUAAGAAACGUUCUGAUGCUGAGGUUGCUUAUAGUAGUGCUGCAAUGUUUAACAUUUUUGGGUCAACAGCAGUCAACUAUCAGCUUAAGCACACACCUCUUGUUCCCUUCAGAAGUUUACUAGCAAUAACCAAUGGAAAAGAGGAAACAACUUGAUGUCCUUGUUGCCAGAAUUUUAGGUCAUUGCUGGAGAAGAGCAGUUGGUGCUCUGUGAACUGACGACAGUAUGGAACUGAUAAAUAUCAGGAUGGCUGACGAAGAAGGAAGCACCAUCAUAAGGCUAGUGGAAGCACACCAGUUAUACGUCUGCUACCCUGAAAUGUAUUGAACCUUUUACUCUCCCAAUCUAAACUGUGGAUCUUUGGGAGUAGCAUGUGAACAAAUUGCCAUCCGGGGUCCGAGCACCAAAGAUUUCUGUUUAGAGUCACUCCCUUGAUGCCAUCUUUGAACAUACCUGUACAUUGCUGUACAUUCAACAUCUUUGCUGCACUUUGCAAUGUGAUUUUGCAAAUCAUGUGAUCAUAUUUGCCAAUGAUUUCGCAAGCAUGGAAGCGUCUAAACACUCGUUGCAUAAAAGUUGCCUUUGUUGUUCUCGAAGCAAUUCUUUGAGCUCCUAGAUGCUGUAUAGACCAUUCUUUGAUUUUAUUAUUUUGCAAGUUAUUACUUCAUGUCUAUUAUACGAGUGUUCUGUUACUAGGUUCAUGUUAUAUGGGAAGUCAAUCUGCAUUAGAAAAGAUUUAGUUUCAAAACUUAGAUCUUUCAUACUGAUGGUUGUGUGACAUAACAGUGAAGGCCUCUCUACUUUGAAGGAUGUAGUCAUUGAACUUCACUUACAACAAGAUUGAAGCCAUGGGAUUUGGAGUUCUUAUCAAGUAUGAUUUUAGUUAAUUUAUUUUGAUUGCACAGUUUGUGUUUAUGCUGUAAAUCUAUGUUUUUUUAGAUCUAAUAAUAUCAUAGAUGCAAUGGAGCAUUAUAUUAAUGAUAA